Molecule: messenger RNA, 1370 nt
Organism: Plutella xylostella (diamondback moth)
Lineage: Eukaryota; Metazoa; Arthropoda; Insecta; Lepidoptera; Plutellidae
Source: RefSeq, a predicted model, not a curated record
CAAAAUCACAAAACUUUAUAACCAUUAAUCACUUACUCAAUAAUUUUAUAUUCAUAAAAACCUUGAUUUUAUAUUAGGUACCUAAUCACGUAUCUAUUGAUAAUGGCUCGAGUAGCGAGGAUUGCCUUAGACCUUGCUCUGUUUUCUAUGAGAACAGUAACUCCGGCCGUCAGAUCGGUUUGGGGUACAGCCAAGGGUGCUAUUGUUGGUUCUAAAGCUGAAAGAAUUGUUGUAAAUCCGUUGGUAAAAACUAUUGAAGAUAAACUGGAUCAGUUGGUUGUGGUAGUUGAAAACAAGACAGAGAUGUUAAGGAAUAAGCAGUACCCAAAAGAACUUGAGUAUCUAGAAAAGGAAAUACAAAAUGUUAAAAAACGAAUGAAUGACAGUCAGAAUCCUGGAUUGGAUUCCAAAGAAAAAACUGAUAAUGUCCCAAAAUAGACUAAUUAUUUAAUGCUGUUAGGCUAUUAUAAGUUCUUGUCUGCCGUUAUGGAAAUCAUUGUUAAACAAUUGGUCAAAACUAGAUUGUAGUAGUAGGUAUACCGAUUAUACCUAACUACACUAAUAACAAUUUAAUUAAAUACUUUAUCAAUCUAUCUAUCUAACUACCUACUACUUUAACAUUUUAGCUGCAUCAAAAUCCAUUAAGCCAGCUGUAGGGACAGCAUGGACCUACGCUAAAAUGGAAAUGGCACCACCUAUGACAGUUAAUUUCUUACAUGGACCUACAUUCAAAAAGGUAGAAAAUGCCGUUUCAUCAGCUGCUGAUGGUUUCAUGGGAGCCCUAGACGGUGGUAUCAAAAAAAUUGAUGCAUUUGAAGCAAAACGUGCGUUAGAGCGUGAAGCUGCACGUAAGGCUGCACUAGAAAAACAAAAAGCAGAUGCGGAAGCAAAGAAAAAAGAAGAAGAGGAAUUAAAAAGAUUGGAGCAAGAGGAAAUUGAUAAGUACAAGUGUACCCCUGAAAAAGGUGCGGACUCAGAAACGGUUAAAAAAGAAGGUAAAGUUACUGAUACAAAGCAAGAUGUUAAAGUUGAAUCAAAAGAUAUUAAAGACGAAAAGAAGCUGAACGAAAAAACCGGAAGAACAAAGAAAGCUAAAAGUGUGCCUAAGAAUGAAAAAAAAGCUGAUGGGGUGGACAAAGGUACUACAAAAGUGGUUAAAUCGGAUACUAAAACUCAGACAAAAACAGCUGCGAAGGGUGAAAAACCAACAAUUGCAAGUGCAAGUGCAGAAAAAAAGAAGGAACCAGCUAGACGCAAGGAACCUAAGACGUCUAGACGAGAAACUAAAAAGGGAUCUGCACCUAAACCUAAUAAAUGAAAUUAACUAACAUAUUUUAAUAAAUAAAUAUGAAAGUAGGCUUGAAAAUAAA